Molecule: messenger RNA, 837 nt
Organism: Stegastes partitus (bicolor damselfish)
Lineage: Eukaryota; Metazoa; Chordata; Actinopteri; Pomacentridae
Gene: mgp
Product: matrix Gla protein
Exons: 5
Coding region: 127-480 (117 amino acids)
Cellular component (GO): extracellular region
Molecular function (GO): calcium ion binding
Source: RefSeq, a predicted model, not a curated record
GAGGGAUGAGUAUAAAAGCUUUGCUGUGGAGAAUUAGGAAAUAUUCCUCGAGAGGAAAUCCUCAGAGAUAUUUUCCAAACUCCACGCUGCGUAAUUAUCUCUCCCGGCGGAUAAACGAGCCCCAGGAUGAGGAGCCUCCUUCAGUUUGUGGCGCUCGGUGCAGCCGUCUGUCUGUGUGUCUGCUACGAUUCUCAUGAAAGCACAGAAUCCCUGGAAGAUUUGUUUGUGCCUCCAAACCAAGCCAACUCCUUCAUCACGCCGCAGAGGGGCAACGUAUACAACCCGCCCAGACGGAACGGAGCGGGCUAUUACAACUUCAUGAGGCCGACCAAGUCUCCAGCCGAGCGGCGCGCCGAGACCUGCGAGGACUACUCGCCCUGUCGCUUCUACGCCUACCGCCACGGCUUCCAGCAGGCCUACCAGAGAUACUUCGGCGCCCGAGUUCAACCCCAAAGACCGGCCGGAGCUCUGCGAUACUAAAAACCAGAAUCGUCUUUAUCGUCCUGUACGCAGCAUAUCGCAGUUUUAUAAUUUAUGUCGUUGUUUUUGUGGUUCUCUUCUGGCUGAAGAAGAAAACACGUUUUUUAAAAUAAAAACAUCCAACAUCACAACAAACCCGUCGUUGUACUCGUGUAGAAAUUCACGGCUCGUCUUUUUUACAUUUUUUAUACUCUCAGGAUGAUUUUUAUCUGCUAUUAUCACACCUUCUCUGCAUUUAAGAGCUUUAUGGAAUAUGCAUGAAUCAUCUUUGUUAUCCGGGCCGACGCUGUCUGUCAGUGAUUAUUUGCUUUGAACAAAAUAAAUAAAUAAAGUUCCCUUUGUUGGGUUUGGUCUUAA